AUGGGGCUCCUAAUGUCCCUCCCGCUCGCAGGCGGGCUCACUUCUAUCGCCACCUCAUGCUUUGCUGGACUGGCAUUCUGCUUCACAUCUCAUGCCGCAUCCUUGUUCUUCAAGUCCUGCAACUGUAAUUCGUCCAUUGCGACCCGUGUUGGAUUUGCUAUUAUCUUCUGCCUCAACUCGAUUCUAGCAUGGAUCAUGAAGACCGAUGCUGCAAUCAAGCUCAUAGAGAAAUGGAGUUUCGAUUACAUAAAGAUGGAAUGUGCAGGAGAGAAGUGCUAUGGGGUGCUGGCAGUUCAUCGAAUUUGUUUCGCCCUUGCCCUUUACCAUCUUCUCCUCAGUGCGACUCUGGUUGGUGUUCAGGAUACAAGAAACAAGCGUGCCGCCCUACAGAAUGGCUGGUGGGGUCCGAAAGUACUUGUUUGGCUUAUCCUCGUCGGGGUCUCCUUCACGAUUCCCAAUGGCUUCUUCAUGUUCUGGGGCAACUACGUCGCCCUCAUCGGCGCCACGAUAUUCAUACUUCUCGGUCUGGUCCUCCUCGUCGACUUCGCUCAUUCUUGGUCCGAGAUGUGCCUUGAGAAAUGGGAGAACUCCUCGUCCAAUCUUUGGCAAUGGGUACUCAUUGGAUCAACUCUCUCCAUGUACGCCUUCACGAUUACCCUCACGGGCCUGCUGUACGCGUACUUCGCCGGAUCCGGAUGUACUCUCAACCAAUUCUUCAUAUCCUUCAAUCUCGCUCUCUGCGUUGUCAUUACCAUCAUGAGCGUUCAUCCAAUUAUUCAAGAACACAAUCCUCGAUCUGGACUCGCUCAAGCUGCGAUGGUGGCCGCCUACUGCACAUACCUAAUCGUCUCUGCUCUUAGCAACCAUGUACACGAAACCAAGCAGUGCAACCCUCUUCGUGAUGGCAAGAAGACUCGCAAAGCAGUACUCGUUUUGGGUGGUAUCUUCACCUUCUUGGCCAUCGCGUACUCCACAACCCGAGCAGCCACCCAAAGCAAGGCAUUGGUCGGCAAUGGCAAGAAAGGCCGUAUUCACCUUCCUGAAGAUGACCCUUCCCACUCGGAGAUGGGUGUCGUCACAACUCAACCCGGGCGAACAGAAUCACCUCGCUAUCAAGCCUUGCUCGCCGCUGUUGAAGCUGGAGCCAUUCCGGCUUCGGCUUUGCAGGAAGAGGAGGAGGAAGAAGAAGACGAGGUUGUCGGGGAGGCCCGAGAUGACGAACUUACAGGAACACGAUAUAACUAUUCUUGGUUCCACAUCAUUUUCUCGAUUGCGGCGAUGUAUGUGGCAAUGCUCCUGACUGAUUGGAACGUCGUCUCGAAACAGCCCAUUUCCGGCCCUGUGGACCCAGACUAUGACGUCUACAUCGGUCGCUCGGAGGUGGCGAUGUGGAUGCGCGUCGUCUCGGGCUGGGUGUGUAUGGUGCUAUACAUCUGGAGCUUGCUUGCUCCUGUAAUUCUACCAGACAGACAACGGCAUAUGGCUGAUGCUGUCUCCCAAGAUCCUGAAGCGUACAAGUCACUAUAUGUCAACAACUACCUGGCGGCCGCAGCCUUCACGAUCCUGUACUAUGACUACUUCCUCACCUUCAAUUCUGAGUACAAUCGCUUCUGGCGCACAAAGGGGUUGACAUGGGCGUCCUCGCUCUUUUAUCUCAACCGUUAUCUGUCGCUCUUUGGCCAUGUCCCCGUGAUAGUGCAGUAUUUCUGGUCGUCGACGGAUCCCGAUCGACUCAGCGUGUGUAACCCACUGGUGUCUUUCCAUCAAUAUCUGGCCGUCAUAGUCCAGGUCAUUGUCGGAAUCAUGCUGAUCUUGAGAACGUAUGCCCUGUACAACCGCAAGCGGAUUGUGCUCGCUAUCCUCUGUAUUUCUGGGCUGACCGUUAUUAUUUAUGGUGUUUGGUGUGUCCUGAGUGGCGGAAGUCGGGAGCUCACAGUAGCUGACCUCGCAGUUCCUGGCUGCUUGCUACCUAUGGAUGAAGCCACGUCUUCUCGCCUUGCAUCGGCAUGGACUGGAAUGCUUGCCUUCGAUGUUUUGAUUUUUUUUAUGACUCUCUACAUCUCCCUAACACGCAAACGCGAGGAUGGAGACAGCACUAUCAUACACGUUAUGCUACGAGAUGGCACUAUUUAUUUUGGCGUGAUGAUGGUCGCAUGUGUCUCGGUAAUUUUAACAUUUCAUCAUUCAUUAUUUACCACAUGGGAACAAGGCAUGACGACGACAGUAGCCAACGUGUUAUCCUCUACGAUGGUUUCCAGGCUUAUGCUAAACCUACGUGAUCCAAAACUGAGCGCCUACCGUCUACAACGCUCAGAAUCCACAACGGGAGUGUCCCAGCCAGUCCUUACAACUGUCAUCGACACUACGUUUACCGACAAUUAUGCUACUCCUGAGGAUUACAACAAUAUUCAGCUAGUUUCAAGGCAUCAUGAUCCACGGGACAGUGUUUAA
Messenger RNA from Cyclocybe aegerita, 2451 nucleotides. Lineage: Eukaryota; Fungi; Basidiomycota; Agaricomycetes; Agaricales; Hemipholiotaceae. The record is from the annotation of a GenBank genome assembly.